AUGGCAUAUGACACUCCUCUCUCCCCACAAGGACAACAGAUCACCUCCCUCCCCGUACGGCAGCAGCUGCGACAAGGUCUAAAAGACAUGGGAUCCAAGUCCUUCUCCUCGGCUAAGAACUUCGGCAAGAUCGGGCUGCUGUAUAGCGGCGUGGAGUGCGCAAUAGAAGGAUUCAGGGCCAAGUCGGACCUGACCAACUCAGUCGCAGCAGGUUGCAUAACGGGUGGCAUUCUAGGCUAUCCCGCUGGGCCGCAGGCGGCGGCAUUCGGCUGUGCUGGCUUUGCGGCUUUUUCGGCGGCCAUUGAUGCGUACAUGAACAUGCCGGAGAGCGACUGA
Exophiala aquamarina CBS 119918 is the source of this 336-nucleotide messenger RNA. RefSeq lists its product as uncharacterized. Gene Ontology annotation, cellular component: TIM22 mitochondrial import inner membrane insertion complex. NCBI's taxonomy places the organism in Eukaryota, Fungi, Ascomycota, Eurotiomycetes, Chaetothyriales, Herpotrichiellaceae. Gene Ontology annotation, biological process: protein insertion into mitochondrial inner membrane. The transcript has a single exon. The record is from RefSeq and is a predicted model, not a curated record. Bases 1 to 336 code for a protein of 111 amino acids. Gene Ontology annotation, molecular function: transmembrane protein transporter activity.